CAAAGAGUAUAUAACCAGGCUCAGCUAUGUUGGUAGGUACGGUAUCACUUUGUUGUGUGCGGCUCACCAAGAUGAAGAUCAUUGCAGUUUUUGUCUGUCUAUUUGCUGUGGUGUUGGCUGAGGAGGAUGAGGAGCUCUACAGGCGUAUUGUCAACGGUGACAAGGCCACCCUGUACUCCCACCCCCACCAGGCCUCGCUCCAGCUCUACCAGGCACCCUACGGCUGGUACCACAUCUGUGGCGCUGUGCUGGUCGCCCCAAACAAGCUCUUGACCGCUGCCCACUGUCUGGAAGGUCAGCAGGCCAGAAACCUCCGUGUCGAGGUCGGCGCCCUCAACCUGUACGACCCACCCAACGCCUACGAGCAGGUGGUCAAUGUGGCGUCCUUCGUCAUCCACGCCCAGUACAACGGUAACGGCAACGGCAUCCCCAACGACAUCGGCAUCAUCUACCUGUCCAGCUCCGUCACCUACAACAAGAACGUGCAGCCCGCCGCCCUGGCUCCUAAAGGUUCAUCUUUUGCCAACACCCAAUGCGUCAUCACCGGCUGGGGUCGUACUGUUGGAGGGGGCGCCACUGCCCAGACACUGAAGGAAGCUUACAUCACCAAGAUCACCCGUGCUACCUGCAACAACCUGUGGAGCAGAUACGGCCAGACCAUCACAGACAAGCACAUCUGUGUCUACGAGGCCUCAGACCCCGCCGGUACCCGCCCCAGCGCCUGUAACGGUGACAGUGGCGGCCCCAUGAUGUGCGGCUCUGGCUUUGGUCUACUGGCAGGUAUCACCUCCUGGGGAGUCAGCACCUGCAGUGGUGACCUGCCCAGUGUAUACACACGUGUGUCCGAGUACCUGGACUGGUACGCCACCUACCCCUAAACAACACACCCAUCACUGGAGCGUCAUCUGACAACUGAAUGGACUAUGUGUUGUUGUUUCAGAGUUAGAGACUAAAUUAAUAAAGUCUUCAUAAAUUUCA
Physella acuta is the source of this 978-nucleotide messenger RNA. RefSeq names its product fibrinolytic enzyme, isozyme C-like. Gene Ontology annotation, molecular function: serine-type endopeptidase activity. The record is from RefSeq and is a predicted model, not a curated record. Lineage: Eukaryota; Metazoa; Mollusca; Gastropoda; Physidae. Gene Ontology annotation, biological process: proteolysis.